GUGGCGCGCGGCGCGCGAGUGGUGGCUGCUGCGCCGCCGGGCAGUGCGGGUCCUGGAGGCGCGGAAGCGGGGAGCGCCGACCAUGGCUACAUGGAUGGGGGUCGAGCUCUCGGCGCUGAACCCGCUGCGCGCUCUGUGGCUCGCGCUGGCCGCCGCCUUCCUGUUGACCCUGCUGCUGCAGCUCGUACCGCCCGGCUUGCUCCCGGGCUGGGCGCUCUUCCAGGACUUGAUCCGCCAUGGAAAAACCAAGCUCGAGGGGCCGCUGCGCCCGGCCGCCUGCCGGGCUUUUGAUGUCCCCAAGAGGUAUUUUUCUCACUUCUAUAUCAUCUCUGUGCUGUGGAAUGGUUUCCUGCUUUGGCACCUUACACAAUCUCUGUUCCUGGGAGCGCCUUUACCAAACUGGCUGCACGGCCUGCUCAGGAUUCUUGGGGCUGAGCAAUUCCGAGGAGGUGAGCUGGCACUGUCUGCAUUCUUAGUAUUAGUAUUUCUGUGGCUACACAGCUUGCGAAGACUCUUCGAGUGCUUGUAUGUUAGUGUCUUCUCCAAUGUCAUGAUUCACGUCGUGCAGUACUGUUUUGGACUUUUCUACUAUGUCAUCGUCGGCCUAACUGUGCUGAGCCAAGUGCCAAUGGACGGCAAGAAUGUCUAUGUGAUGGGGAAAAAUCUCUUGAUGCAAGCUCGGUGGUUCCAUAUCCUCGGAAUGAUGAUGUUCAUCUGGUCAUCUGCCCAUCAGUAUAAGUGCCAUGUCAUUCUCGGAAAUCUCAGGAAAAAUAAAGCAGGAGUGGUCAUUCACUGUAACCACCGAAUCCCUUUUGGAGACUGGUUUGAAUACGUGUCUUCCCCUAACUAUUUAGCAGAGCUGAUGAUCUACAUUUCCAUGGCUGUCACCUUUGGAUUCCACAACUUAACUUGGUGGCUAGUGGUGACAUAUGUCUUCUUCAGCCAUGCCCUGUUUGCUUUCUUCAGCCACAAAUUCUACAAAAGCAAAUUUGUCUCCUAUCCAAAGCAUAGGAAAGCUUUCCUACCAUUUCUGUUUUAAGAUAACCUCAAUCAUGGAGAAUGCAAACCAGGUGACAGGUUCAAUUCCUAAGGACAACGAAGUCUAGACACCAAAGUGCAGUUUCUGCAGAAGCGUUUGAAACUCUGUGUUCCGUUUUUAUACCCCAGAGUCUUCACUGAACCAGCAAAGCAGUAUCCCUCAAGAAAAUGAAUCUUCAAAGAAGAAAUACUUCUGGCAGA
Ceratotherium simum simum (southern white rhinoceros) is the source of this 1239-nucleotide messenger RNA. It is a transcript of the gene SRD5A3, whose product is annotated as steroid 5 alpha-reductase 3. Gene Ontology annotation, biological process: dolichol-linked oligosaccharide biosynthetic process; polyprenol catabolic process. NCBI's taxonomy places the organism in Eukaryota, Metazoa, Chordata, Mammalia, Perissodactyla, Rhinocerotidae. Gene Ontology annotation, molecular function: 3-oxo-5-alpha-steroid 4-dehydrogenase activity. The record is from RefSeq and is a predicted model, not a curated record. Gene Ontology annotation, cellular component: endoplasmic reticulum.